AUGGCUUCUAUGAUAUCUUUGCUGGUGUUCCUCGUAUUAUGCAGUAGUUGCUUGCUAUCUCAUCAUGCAGCGCAGGUGACCGGCUCAAGCAGGCAUCGCCACAAGUGGAUUGGGCCCAUCGGACACCGCGUAAUCACCGUUGACGUCAAUGGUUCCGGCGAGUUCCGGUCGGUCCAAGCCGCCGUUGAUGCAGUAGAAGAGAACAACAGACUCAACGUCACCAUUCUAAUCAGCCCCGGAAUCUACAUAGAGAAGGUGGUGGUGCCGGCGACGAAGCGGUACAUAACGUUUCAAGGCGGAGGAAGAGACGUGACAACGAUUGAGUGGCAUGACAGAGCCAGUGAUCCUGGUCCGAAUGGCCAGCAGCUGCGUACUUACAGAACCGCUUCUGUUACCGUUUUCGCCAACUAUUUCUCUGCCAGAAAUAUCAGCUUCAAGAAUACAGCACCGGCACCACAGCCAGGGAUGCAAGGAUGGCAAGCGGUGGCGUUUAGGAUAUCAGGGGACAAGGCCUACUUCGGUGGUUGCGGUUUCUACGGAGCCCAAGACACUCUCUGCGACGACGCCGGCCGCCAUUACUUCAAGGAUUGCUAUAUUGAAGGAUCCAUUGACUUCAUCUUUGGCAAUGCCCGUUCCAUGUACAAAGACUGCGAGCUGCACUCAAUAGCGAGCAAGUUCGGAUCAAUAGCAGCUCAGUACAGGAACUCUCCCAAUGAGAAAACGGGCUUCGCCUUCGUCAACUGCAGGGUCACGGGUACAGGUCCACUUUAUGUGGGUCGGGCCAUGGGUCAACACGCGAGGAUUGUCUACUCCAUCACUUACUUUGAUGACAUUGUGGCCCACGGUGCCUGGGAUGAUGGGGAUCGCAUUCGCAACAACUUCAACUCAAGCAAGAACAAGACUGUGCUUUUGGGAGUGUACAAGUGCUGGGGCCCAGGGAUGGGAUCACUGCGUGGUCUUUCAUGGGCUCCAGAGCUGGAUUUCGAUACGGCCCAUCGAUUUCUGGUCAAGAGUUUUGUCAAUGGCAGACACUGGAUUGCUCCCUCUGAUGCUUAGCAAUAUAGCCAAAUUCUUUCAUUCAUAAGUACAUAUAUAUAUAUAUACACACACACACACAUAUAUUAUUUAAAAAAAAAAGUCAAAUACGACAUCUUUCCUUUUUCUUCACUAAUUCGUUUAUUCAACUGUAACAAAGCGUUUCUGAUGUUUGCUUCACCUAUCUAAUAAU
Molecule: messenger RNA, 1228 nt
Organism: Morus notabilis
Lineage: Eukaryota; Viridiplantae; Streptophyta; Magnoliopsida; Rosales; Moraceae
Product: probable pectinesterase 68
Exons: 5
Coding region: 1-1056 (351 amino acids)
Biological process (GO): cell wall modification
Molecular function (GO): pectinesterase activity
Source: RefSeq, a predicted model, not a curated record